AUGCACUAUUAUGGGGAGCGGUACAAAUACGUCUACCUGCCGGAGACGGGCUACAUCACCGAAACCAUCCAACAAUGCACGCCCCAGUCCGAUAUGUGCAGCACCACGUGCCACCCGCUCAGCGUGAUCAAGAGCCCAGUGCCCAGAUGGCAAAACUACACGCAAUCUUUCUCUUAUGUGUGCCCACAGCCAGGUGUGACCCAGAGCUCCCUGCUGCCCUGCCAGCCCUACGUGCAGCAGUGUGUCCUGCUCUACCCCGAGCCGUGCGAGACCACUCGCCUUCUGCCCUGCAGAAAGCCCAGCCUGAAGCUGAGCCCUGUGCAGAAUUUCCAGCCCUGUGAGACCAGUUGCACCGAGAAGAAACGUACGGCCAAGAGCCUCCCACCCUGCGCCCCCAGGUGCCCCGAGCCCGGCAAACUCAAGUUCCCACCGUGUGGGAUCAAGUACUCAUCCUCGUGCAAGAACGAAUGCAGGACACAGAAGAUAUCCAAAUGCUCGACGCAGGGGUACGGCGCGGAGCUCCGGUCCCCACAGGGGAUGACCAGCGGCUAUUCCCUGCCAUUGAGGGGAGUCACUGAGUGUCCCCCGCAGCAGUGCGUAACCCAGUCUUUCCUGCAGGAGUACGUGAGCGGGUUCCCCCAGCAGAAGUGCAUGAAGGGUUACCCGACGCAGGAGUGCAUCACCACUUACUCCUCCCAGCAGUGCAUAACCAAGUGCCCACCCAAGCCGCAGGUCCCCAAGUGUCCCCCCGGGCAGGGGAUAAAGGAGUGCUCCACGCAGCACCACGCAACCAAGUGCUUGCUGCCACAGGAGGGAAUCAAGCACAAGAGCUCUUCGACGCAACACCUGAGCAAGUCCAAGUGCCUCUACCCACGGGCCACCCAGCACUCCUCCCAUCAUCACACCGGGGGAGCGAAACGUUCGGGCCACACCAAGAAGAGCCGCUGUGCUUCCAAAUGGCUCUGCUAAAGGAGAUAAAGAAAGAGUUGUGAGAACAGCAACCUAUGUAGCUGAGGUCUGAGGUUAUUUUUCCCCCAUUCCUAGUCCCCAGAGAAGCUUUAGCCUUAUUUUACCCCUUAUUUUAUCCAUGUAAAACUCGUAGAGUGCUAUCCCUUCCUUUUAUGACCACACUUCAGUUAUUCCUCCAACAGAAAAGAUGUUAGUGAGAAGCAAAGUAAUUCUGAGCAGGUGCUUGGGCUUUCAACAUCAAACCGAUACAACUCUGUCACUACCUUCACACCACAAGAGGUUUUUACUGUAACUGGAUCAAUUAUAUCUGCCGGUUGUACCAGUCAUAUUAAACUUAGGUUGCAGCUGGA
This is a messenger RNA of Calidris pugnax (ruff), 1319 nucleotides long. RefSeq lists its product as uncharacterized. The record is from RefSeq and is a predicted model, not a curated record. The coding region runs from base 1 to 969 and encodes 322 amino acids. NCBI's taxonomy places the organism in Eukaryota, Metazoa, Chordata, Aves, Charadriiformes, Scolopacidae. The transcript has a single exon.